AUGGCCAGGCAAAGUCUACGCAACGACCCGGGCUUUUUCUUCAUGAUUAUUCACGCCCCGCGGGAGCCCAUCGCCAUCAUCGGCGCAGGCUGCCGUUUCCCAGGUGGUGCGAGCUCGCCAUCAAAGCUAUGGGACCUCCUUCGCGAGCCUCGCGAUGUCUCCAAGCGGAACCCCGACUCCAGGUUUGACCCUGCUGGAUUCUAUCACCCAAAUGGCGAGCAUCACGGUGCCAGCAACGUUACCAAGUCGUAUUUCCUCGAAGACGACCCGAGGCUGUUCGACUCCGUCUUCUUCAACAUCACACCAAGGGAAGCGGAGGCGAUUGAUCCCCAACAGCGGGUGCUGCUCGAGACCGUCUACGAAGCUAUGGAGUCGUCUGGUCUCACGCUCCAAGCUUUGAGGGGCAGCCAGACGUCCGUUUACGUCGGACUGAUGACAUCGGAUUAUACGGAUACCCAGGCCCGUGAUCCCGAGAACUUCUCGCAGUAUAUGGCCACGGGAACUUCGAGAGCCCUGAUAUCCAACCGCCUGUCCUACUUCUUUGACUGGAAAGGACCUUCAAUGACGAUUGAUACGGCGUGUUCUUCCAGUCUGACUGCAAUCCACCUGGCAGUUCAAAGCCUACGAAGUGGCGAAAGCACAGUCGCCUGUGCUGCUGGCGCCAACUUGCUCCUGACCCCGGACUUGUUCAUCGCGGCAACAAGUCUUCACAUGAUCUCGCCAUCCGGGAAGUCUCAAAUGUGGGACGAAGGUGCUGACGGAUAUGCGCGGGGUGAGGGGUUAUCAGCUGUCUUUCUGAAAACUCUGUCCCAGGCGCUCCGAGAUGGCGAUCGGAUCGAAGGUCUCAUCCGAGAGACUGGUUUCAACUCAGAUGGAGGGACACAGGGCAUUAAGCUUCCAAGUCCCGAGGCCCAGGCUGCAUUGAUUCGGGCAACGUACCGGAACGCUGGCUUGGAUCCAGUGUCUGACCGUCCCCAAUACUUCGCAGCACACGGUACAGGUACUCAGGCUGGUGACCCCAGAGAAGCAUCGGCCAUCAGCCAAGCCUUCUUCCCACCCGACAAGAUUCAUGAAGACGGAGCGAAACUCCUCGUCGGGUCCAUCAAGACCAUCAUAGGGUACACAGAAGGCUGCGCUGGCGUUGCUGGCGUGUUGAAGGCUGUCCUAGCAAUGAGAAAUCGAACAAUUCCACCGAACCAACACCUGCUAAACCUCAACUCAAGCGUGGCACCGUCUUAUAAGCAUCUGUUGGUGCCGACUACAGCGACUCCAUGGCCGCCAGUCCCUGCUAACCACCCCCUCCGUGCGAGCAUCAAUAGCUUUGGCUUCGGUGGUACGAACGCCCAUGCCAUUGUGGAGACAUACGAGCCGACUGUCCACGAUAUCGGACCAUGGGGAAUCAAGUCGAAAUUGUCGAAUCAGGACCCCGUUGAUGAACCAGACGCCCAGAGUCAUCGUGAUUUCACUUCCGUACCUCUGGUUCUCUCCGCCAACUCCGAAUCGGCGCUUGUCGCCAUGGUCGAGAGAUACAUCGAGCUUGCCCAGGGAGACGACAUCUCACUCGGUGCUUUGGCACAUACGCUGUGCAAUCACCGUAGCACCUUGCCCCAGAAAGUGUUCUUCUCCGGCCCUACGAAGGGUGAAGUCCUUCAAGCAAUGCGGACAACACUGGACAAGGUUAAAGGGGCCCAGGGAGUACUCAUGGGCUCGAGGUCUUUAUUCACCAGCGAGGCAGGGUCCGGGACGAAGUCACGGGUGCUCGGCGUCUUUACCGGUCAAGGCGCCCAAUGGCCUGCCAUGGGUAAAGCCAUCAUCCAGAGCUCGCCGGUCUUCGGGCGCAUUAUCCAGGACCUGGAAGAAUCGCUGGGCCAACUUCCUGAUGCGCCUGGGUGGUCGCUGAGAGAGGAGUUGUUAGCCCCGGCCGCCAGCUCUCGCCUUGGUGAAGCGGCUCUGUCCCAGCCACUUUGCACGGCUAUCCAGAUCGGCUUGGUAGACCUCCUCAAGCACGCAGGCGUGUCGUUCGAUGUUGUCGUCGGCCAUUCAUCGGGCGAGAUUGGUGCAGCAUAUGCCGCAGGUCGUUUCUCUGCAAGCGACGCCAUCCGGAUUGCUUAUUACCGGGGAGUCCAUGCCCAGCUUGCUCAAGGAAGCAGAGGCCAGAAAGGCGCCAUGAUAGCCGUUGGUUUCGGCUUCAAAGAGGCCUUACAAUUUUGCAACUCGUCCUCAACGAAGGGCCGUCUUGCUGUAGCAGCGAGCAAUUCACCGGGUAGCGUCACUCUCUCCGGAGACCAGGACGCCGUGGACGAAGCGAAGCAGGAACUUGACGGCAAGGGACUGUUAUCACUCCCAUCACAUGCAAGCGUGUGGCGAGGCUUACAUGGCCUCCUUGCGGUCGUGCAACAUCCAAAUACGCGAACUUCAGUCUCGGUGUACCUGGAUUUCAAGCGUCAGCCCGGGACUCGAGAUGGGGAAUGA
This is a messenger RNA of Anthostomella pinea, 2472 nucleotides long. Lineage: Eukaryota; Fungi; Ascomycota; Sordariomycetes; Xylariales; Xylariaceae. The record is from the annotation of a GenBank genome assembly.